CUAUCAUGGAGCUUAGUCAAGAGAAGGAGUACCUCCAGUCUCAGGCAGACGGGCGUGUCCUCUCCCCUUCCCCCUCCCUGACGAGCCCCGGAACGGACAAACGUCAUGUGACUGUUGAGCUAGCCGAGUCCAAAGCCAAGCUGAGGAGAAUGAGGCAGGACCUGGAGGAGAAGAAUGAGAUGGUUCUGGAGUACAAGGAGGAGGUGGAGAAGUAUAAUACCACCAUGCAGAAGUUACGGCAAGAGAAUCUCGAGUUGACGCAAGAUGCGCGUUCAGCGAGAGCGUACAGGGAUGAGCUCGACGUGUGGAAGGAGAAGGCCAGCAAAGCAGAGAAGUACGAGAACGAGAUCGCCAAGUACAGGGAGAAGCUCAAUGAGCUAGAGUAUCUCAAGAAAAGAGUCGAGGAAUUAAAAGAAGACAACACGGUUCUUUUGGAAACCAAGUCCCUACUGGAGGAGCAGGUCACCACCGCUAACGACAAGCUGGAACGGGGCCACCUGGCCGAGGCAGAGUGUCUAAGGUUAAAGGCUCAGAUGGAGACGCUAGAGGAGGAGAGAGAUAUGGACAGGGGUAGGAUAGCAGAGCUAGCGGAGGAGGUGGCUAGGCUGAGUUUAGACCAUAAACAGAGUCUCAAUGAGUCGGCCAGUCUGGGUGUGGAGCUGGAAAAGGCAAAGCUAAACUCUUCAGCUGCUGCAUCCUUGUCAGCAGAGUGCAAUGAUAGUGCUUCAAGUAAAGUGCUCAAAUUAGAAAAAGAAUGUCAAAGACUCCAUCGCGAGAUGGAAACAAUGCGAGAAUCUGCCGGGUUAGAAGCGCAGACUCGGCUCCUCGAGGUCGAGAAGGAAAAUCAAAGACUCAGCCGGAAGCUUGAAAAAGUGCAAGAGGCCAGCUCCAAGGAGAUGUCUGGUCAUCUUGAGAUUGAACAGGAGAACAGUGUCCUGAAGCGAGAAAAGAAGGCUCUGGAUGACACCAUCUUGACCAUCAAGGAGAAUUCUGAGAGGUAUCAGAAAGAAUGGGAUACGGAGAAAGAGCAGUUGGAAAGGACGAUAGAAACCCUGCGGGAAAGAAAUAAAAAGGAUGUCGACCAGAGGAUACAGGAUGUUGAAAAGGAGAACAGGAAGUUGUUGGAGGACAUGAUGGAUAAUCAGAGUAAACUGUCCAAAGCGGAACACGAGACAAAGCAAUUGCAGAAAUCGUUGGAGAGAUUGAAAGAGAGGACAGACAGGAUUGAGGACUUGGAAAAGAGCAAUGAGGCUCUGGAACUGGAGAAGGAAAAACUAUCGAGGAAUGUUGAAAUGCUCAAGUUGAUGUGUGAAAAGUUUGACGAGGUGGAGAAGAACAACACGGAGCUGGAGGUGGAGAUCAGCAAGGUGACGCGGGCGCUGGAGUCGGCCAAGGUCCGCAUCCAACGUCUGGAGCACCUGGAGAAUGAGAACGUGAGGUUGAAAGCGGACACCCAGACCCUGCAGAGGUCGCUGGAUGCCAUGAAGGGCAUGGCAACGCGGAUCACGGAGAUGGAGCACGAUAAGGAGGAGUGCGAGAGGGAGAACAGACAGCUCCAGAACAUGGUGGAGGGGAUCAAGACGGUGCAGGACAAGGCGGGACAGCUGGAGGUGGAUAAUAUGAAGCUAGGUAAUGAGAAGAGGAGGGUGGAGAAGGUGGUGGAGCUCAACAAGGAUACCAUACACAAGCUGGAGAGGGAGAAUGAGAACCUGGAGGCAGAGGUGGAGAGGUUGAAGAAACAAAUUGAAGCUCUCAGUCUGAGUGAGAAGCGAUUGGAGGAGCUGGAGAAAGACAACAAGACCCUGGAGCUGGAGCAGCAGAACCUCACCAAGGAGAAGCAGAACCUGGAGAAGGAGAUCAGGCGUCUCCGGGGUCUGAUGGAGUCCAGGGACCAGCAGCUGGACAAGGCCCAUGCCAGGAUCGGCAGCCUGGAGCAGGACAACAAGCUCCUGCAGAAGACGGUCGGCAAGAACAAGGGAUCCGGGGACAGGGCCAAGGAGCUGGAGAGGGAGAACAAGGAGCUACUUAAACAAUCUACUAUCGAUAAAAAGACUCUUGCCACACUCAGGGAGGAACUUGUAAAUGAAAAGAUCAAAACUCAGCAGCUUAGCAAUGACCUUGAGAAGCUUACCUCAGAACUGGAUCGCAUUGGAUUAGAUAAAGAGAAGUUACUCCAAAGAGAGCUCACUGCGGAUGAAAGCCGUUAUAAGGACUUGGAAAGCCGAAUGGAAGACACAUUUAAGAAAAGCAAGGACAUCAAAGAUGACAAGAUCAACACAUUAGAAACAAAGCUCCAAUCGGCGGUGAGUAAGAAUCAGCUAUUGACCGAUGAGCUGAAGAAGAUCAAAAUAGACAACGAAAUAGUCAAAGAACAGCUGGUGCAAGAGACUAGCAGUGCCAAAUCUCCAUCUUCCAAUACUACACAAGAAGCCAAAGUCAAACGAUCUGACAGUGACAGAGUUCAAGCAAAACAGAUCAUGCAGAUGAAAGAUCACUUAGUAGAGCUUGAAAGAAAGAACGCCACCUUCCUUGCCGAGAACACCAAUAUGCAGACUCAGGUUCAGAAUCUCGAGAAGCAAUCGGAUACAUUGAGGUCGGACUGUAGGUCAUUCCAGAACAAGGUUGAAUCCCUGCAGGAUCAGAACAUGUCUCUGCAGGCACAGAAUGCCAAGUUACAGGUGGAACAUUCCACCAUCUCGGCCCAGAUGUCCUCGCUGCGCUCCAAGCUCAACACCCAGGAGACGGACUACGACAAGCUCAAAGACCGCUUUGAGGAGCUGAGUGCCAACCACGAAGCACUGCUCAACGACCACGAGAACCUGGUGCAGCUCCACGAGACACUGUCCACCGAGUACGAGUCUCUGGAUUCGGAACAUGGCACCCUGAAGUCACACUACAGGCAUCUGAAGGGGGAGCUGCAGGAUGUCCAACAGAAGUGCCAGGAGACCGAGAAGAGGUACAAGGACCUGGAGACACUGAAGAGCUCCCUCAAGGAGGAGGAGGCCAAGUUCCGUCGGCUGAAGUCCGAUGCCCAGAGCGUGGCGUCCCUGCAGAAGGAGUACAACAUCCUCCAGGAGAAGCACACCCGCAUGGACAAGGAGUACCAGAGGGUGGAGGGGGAACUCAAAUCCAUGAAGGGUUCACAGAGGACGCACCAGUUGAACCAUACCAACAUGCAAGGUCAGCUGUCUGAAUCCAAAGAUCAAUGCCAAUCAUUAGAGAUGGAGAGAGCUAAACUAGAACAUAGAUGCGAGAUGCUGUAUCAGUUGAAUGCCAACCUUGAGGAGGAGAACCGUAAACUGAUGGAGCAGCUGAGUCAGCUGAUGGCUCAGAACUCUGAGCUCCUGGUCAACACCCUGGAGACCAAGGAGCUCCAUCAUGAGGAGCAAAGACAACUAGAGGAUCAGCUACACAACAUGAGACGGCAGAAAGAGAAGCUAGAAAACAAGAUCAUGGAGCAGUACAAGAGUUACACAUCCCCGUCAAAGAAGACAAGAGGUGGACUGAACUUCAAAUUCAUGAAGAGGAUAUACAAGAGUAAAUCACGAGACAAGGACAGGGAGAAGAGGAGAACGUUGGAUGGAGACAAUCAUCUCGACGUAGCCCAGGAUAGCCUCGGUGAGGCGUCAUCCAUUGGAUCCGGUAUCGAUUCCCUCGAUGGAUCAAUCGUCAUGGAAACCAACAAGAAAUUAGACGAUAGGAGAGCAAGCUUGGAUAGCAACAACUCAGUGGUUAGGAGAAAGAGAGACAGCUUUACAGCAUCAGCAGCCAAUCGACAAUCCAUGCCUUCACAUGUAUUAGAUGGAAAUUCAGAUUCCAAAGGAGCCUUCAGCAUGUCUAGCGAGGACCUGCGUAUGUCCCGUGACUCCCUGGAUAAAGGUAUGAUGCCCAGUGUCAGUACCCCCAUGCUGCACGACACACAAUCACAGGACAGCCAAUCAGACAGAGCUCAUCGUCGGAGCAGUAACCUGUACUCCGUGGAGGAGAGCCCGCCCUCUAGUGUCUCUCCUUCGUCUGUCUCCAACAGUUUCAACUACACUGAAUCUGAAAUAAGAAGAGGUGCACUGCGGACGUCUCAGAGCAGCGGUGCUCUCAACACCAGCUGCAACCAAUCACCGUCCACGUCGGCCAUCCCAACAGCCACCAACGGGAGGCCCCAGCACACCUCGACGCCAAACUCUUCUUCCCAGAAUACAUCUCCACCGUCCAAGCCCCCUCGAUCGCCGACAGGUGGAAGCGAACUGCUCGACGAUGACGGCAGUGGACACUACGUGAAGAACCCCCAGAGAGGUGAGAAGAUGAGACAGCGUUCCGGCGCCGUCGGGAUGCUCUCGAGGAUAAAGAGCCGCUCUAGGGAGAUCCUGACAGACCUUCGGGCGGGGUCGCUGGAAAACCUCAACGACAUCUCGCGGGACGGCGACGGAAACACCAAAUUUCUCGUCCGGCACCAGUCAUUUAAUGAUAGAAUAGGCCUCAGGUAUUCUUGCUGGGACUACUAUAGUCACCCUCAAGCAACUGAGGUCGAUGGCCCCGUCGCAACGGCACCCCACAAGACGUACGGAUCGGAGGAUUCCAUCGAGGCGUCCGUAACACGAGAUCUUCAUUCGGUCAACGACAGCAGCAAGCGAACUGUCAAGGAUGUGGAGUUUGAAGUUCUGGACGAUGAGGAGGAGGAGAUCGUCACUGUCCGAUCGCCGAAGCGGGAGAAACAGCCUGUCCCCGGUAGUAAGGGUGCUUUGGGUUCAUCUGCGUACACGGCACGGCCGUACACCAAGCAGAAUUCCCGGGAGGACAACAAAUCUCAGUCAUCUGCUUCAUAUGCCUUACCUUCCCAAGGGAGUACAAAGGUGAUAAAGCCAAAGCCACACUAUCCUGACAAUGUGCCCAUCAAAGCCAAGUCAAUCCCCAUUGAAAAUGCGGCAAGGGAAAUGAGCAAGUCCAGCGAACAAUUGAGCCCUCUAGGAAAAGACAUGUUGACCAAAGAGAACCUGGCAAACCUUGAGGCUAGGUUACGUCUCGUCAACAUAGCUGGUUCUCCGGAUUCCAGCCCUUCUAACGUUAGAAGGUCACCGGCUAAAACGGCUGGCAAUGCAGAGACCAAGGGCCCCAGCGGAAAACCUCCCGUACCCCUCCCGAAGUCUCGCCCCGUCUCUGCCACAGAGAAAACUCUCAAAGCAAAACCAACACCAGCAACCUCUAAAGAGGAUAAGGAAAAGGAUCCUCCUAAAAAGAACUCGGUGUGGUAUGAAUAUGGAUGUGUCUGAGUGUAUUCUAACCAAAUAGAUAUAUAAAUUAGCUUUAUAGGUUAUAGGUGGCCUGAAGACUUAUGUAUCUGUCUUGGUUUGUGCAAGUUUACAUUAAUGUCAGUGUGAGAUGUUGUAUAUAGACAAAGACUAAUAGAUAAAAAAAAGCUAUUCAAAGUAUUGUUAUUGUGAAAUGUGCAAAACAACUCCUUUUACAGUAAAGUAAAUUUGAUGAUGAUUCCAUGUGAUUUGCACAACUUUGGACAUGUACCAUUUGAUAGAUCAUGGUAUUCAGAUUUUCUAAAAGUCACAUAAGUUUAGUAUUACAAUUUUCUAGAGUGAAAUGUAUCUCAUGAGACAGUAAUUGUUUUGUUAUUUUCAUUGUGUACUCUAGGGCGUGUUACGAUAAUGUCUGCCCUUCAAUACGGCACCCGCUUGAAUGGCUAAUUCUUUCACUCGUUCUGCAAGCAGUAUAUCUACUUCUCAGAUAAUUUUAUUCAACAUGGGCAAAACCAAUUUAGUCUAACAAUUUGGUCUAACUGCUGUGUGGUCUACACCACGUUUAGUCUAAUACCCACUUAGUUUAUUUCUCAUUUAGUCCAAUGCCCUUGUAAUCUAAUGUCCGCUCCAUAAUUUGGUUCAUAAACACUUGAUUUUACCAUAUAGACCAAGUGUCAUUAGACCAAGCGGAUAUUGGAUUAAAUAAGUAUCUCGCCUAAACGGAAAUUAGACAAAUGGUAACAGGGCUAAAUGGCAAUUAGACCAAAUGAAUAGUAGAUAAACAGGUUGUAGACAAAUUAGGAUUGGAUUAAUUUGGGUGAGACCAAACACCGAAACAGAAAGUAGGAAAGGCAGAUGUGGACCAAUCGGUAAUUUAUUGUAUUAAUCAGCAUAUGCAUUAUGGUAUGGUAUCAAUGAUGGAACAAAAUAUAGUUCACCUUGUAAUGAUAUACAUUUCCACACCAGAGAGUUAUUAUAUCAUGUAGUAUAUAAACAAGAAAGAACCAAUGUCUUCAAAUAGAUAGAUCCAUUCAAUUUGAUGGAACUGAUUUACCAAUAACAAUAUGUGUAGCUAUUUUAUUUCCAUGACCUGGGGGGUGUUUCACAAAGAUUUAGGUAUGACUUAAAUCGCUCUUAAAAAUGUCAAUGGGUACAUUACAUGGAACGCGCGAUCUCAUUGAUAGAUACGCAGUAGUGCGCGUCCUCAUGACACGAUCUGACCAAUGUGGUCAAGCUUUUCAUACUGUACUUAACUCGGUAUUUAAGUACGACUCUAAGUCAUACUUAAAUCUUUGUGAAACACCCCCCUGUUUUGCUUGUCAUAAAUUUUUCCUCUCCUGACGAGGCUUUCCAAGUAUGCUACCUACCUGGGGCCUGUAACACAAGGCUUAGUAAUUGAUCGUAUCCUUGAUUUUAAUGAUCGAUGAUGUAUUGUAGUCUAUGUGAUCAAUCAUUGUGCUACGACCAUUGCUAAACCUUUGUGCUACGACCAUUGCUAAACCUUUGUGCUUGCCAGUGUCUUCGAAGCUUCUUCUUUCAUUCUUCUAUUCAUGUGGAGUCAUGAGGACACACAUUCAUUCUGUCUUGGAAUGUGGUACCCCAUUACAACCAAUGCCAGUCUUUUUGUCAACAUUAUGGAAUGUUGGUACAUGGUGUAUGAGUAAAAGCUUGCUCCUCUAUAUUCUGAGUCAGCCAUGUUCAGAUUGCACAUGGUGAAUGCUUUUUAUGAAUUAUUUGUUUAUAUUUUGUUUUCAAAUGUUAUACUUGUGGGAAAGAAUCCAUUAUUUCACUCCACACCUUCCCACCCCACAUUGUUUUGCCAAUGCAGAAAAGGGGAAGUACCGGUAAGGAGAUGAGCAGGAUUUUUGCUAAAACCUGAGAAAAAUUGGCUGUCUUUUAUUAAUGUAACAAAGUAUAAGUUGCAUUAUAUUUGUUACCAGCACGCACUUUCACUCUGACACAGUGAGGUUCAUACUUCUUCUUUCUAUCCAUUCCAAGUUCAUCCAACAUGGUAAAUAGAUACGAGUGCUUUCAAGAUAUAAGUUUAAAAUCACAAAUUAUUUCUUCGCUUUGAAAUCAAUACACAAUCAAGAAGAUUCAUUAUAUCUAUGGAAUCUAUGGAAAUUGAAAGAAAAAAUGAUUUUGACUGUUUAAUGAACUACACAAGACAUUUUUAGGUGCUAACCGUGCUAAUUUUUUAUCCUCCAGAUACUUUUUGGGGAUACUUUCUUGUUUUGAAAAAUAUUUUUGUCUUUGUUUCAUCUUUUAAGAUAUCUUAACUAAAUUGCUUGCAUGGCUUUGUCUCAUGCCAUGUUAAGAACACUUUUUUCGGAACGCCGAGUUUGGGUGGUCCUUUUCAGGACCAAAACAUGUAUACGGUGAAACUUUGGCACUCGGUCUUUCUUUGCCAUGAAAACCUUCAGAAGUUACUUACCCAUGUUUAAAAUUAUAACGAUUGCUCAUAUCCUUCCUUUUGAUCAAUCAAUCAAAAUACUUUGACAAUCCAUUACUAUUAUUCGUGUUUUAAAAUUAUUUUGUUGACAAUAUUGCUUAUUUGUUGUUCACGUAUACCUCUUCUGUAUUUUUUUUUCCAGUGUUUUUAGUUUUACAUUUUAAAUAUUUCAAUUUGCAUUAUUAUUUAUAGUAUGAUUGACUUUGUUAUUUAUGUGCCGCAAUUCUUGUCAGCCCACGAUGGGUUUUGCUGUAUUGCCUUUUUUUAAAUUUCUUUGUCUUGGUUUAAGUCUAGGAAUUUACCAAGUAUUAGUUUGAAUAGUGCCAUGUGUAUGUGUACUUCUUUCAGAACUCCAAUUAAUUGAAAUAUUUUUCUCAUCAAAUAAAACAAGGCAAAUCACGAAUUAUGAUCCCUAAAUUACCCAUUCGAAAUCCAAUAAUAUGUGUAUUUAAAAGCCCAAAUCAUGAAAAUCAAGAAAUAUUGAAGAUUUUUUUUGUCAUAUAAGUUGCCGUUCAACCUGAUACGAUGCUUUCAUUUUUAGAAGAAAAAAAAUAUAGAUUCUGAAUCGUGAAUGAUUUUUUCAGGGCAGCAUUAUUUUUGUAUUUGUCAUUUUUAUGUGUUUUGAAAUAUUUUAUUAUGUACAUCCUGUGAAAUUCCAUUUUUGUUUUCUAUCAAUAUUAUGUUGUGUAAAUAUUUGUUCUUUCUAUAUGUGCUUUAGCAGAAUAUUAUGAAACUAUUGCGAGAGAAAUGUACAUAUUUUUUUCAAAAUAUCUAUAAAAUAGAAAGCAUUUGAGUAUAUGAGUUGGAGUGGUGACAGAACUUGUGUAUUGUUGAAAGAAAGUCUUCAGAAACUAUAGUUUGAUUUUAUUCUUUUCUUUUACUUAAUUUGCAGAGCAAUAUUACAAAAUCAUUGCAUUUUUUAUAAAAAAAUCAGAGAAUUUAUGACAGUAUUUGCUCCCAUGGAAUGGCAUACCAAGGAACAAUUUAUGAAAUCUUCCACUUUGUAGUUCAUAAUAUGAUAUGAUGCAGACCAAAAUCCCCAAACAUGUACAUGUAUUUUCUUUUUUUUAUCUUACUUGCCAGGUCAUAAAUAUUGAAAAAUAGAUUUCUCAAAAAAAAUUAUCUUUAGACCAUACUGCCAUAAUAAAAUAAGUUUAUUAACACCAUGACCAAUAACCAAUGAUGAGUGAGUUUUACUGACGUAUUUACUCUGAGCCAAUCAGAUGCAAGCACUUUGGGUUGAGAAUCACUAUAUGUUCUAUGAAAUAUUCCACGGAUCGUAUGUAUUCAUAAUAAGAAGCACAGUGUCGAAUUGGAUAUAGGAUAUUUCCUAUAUGAUUUUUAUCAAUUUUCUCUCUGAUAUCUCAACUAUUUUGUAGACAACAGUGCCUACUUCUCAUAAUCGUCUUCAAUUGGUAUAAUUUCAUGUAAAAAAAAACCUACAAAUUUUAACAUAAAAAACAUCAUGAUUUAUUCAAUUUUUCAUGGGCCCUUCCCCAAUUUGACAAACAAAAUAUCAGCUGUGUAUAACAUGAAGUUGUAAUUGACUGCAAUUGAUUUGACAUAUUUGUAAGAAAAGCCAGGUUCCCAUCUUACAAAGAUGUUAUAAUUGAUUCAAUCAACCUCAACUGGAAAUCCAUCAUUGUCUAAGUUUUUCUUACAGGAAAUAAUCCGCACAGUGUCCUUUGUGAACAACGAGGGGCACACUGAAUUGUCAAAACAUCGAAUGAGAAACCAAUUUGAAUACACUUGUGUGUUCGAUUUUGGCAUUGCUGGCUUUCCAUAUUUGUAGUUGAUGGGAUCAAUCACAACUCUUUGUAAAACAGGGCCCUGGGACCCGUCUUUCAAAGAGUUGUGAUUGAUCCGUUUGAUCGCAACUAUGGAAAGCAAGCAAAGUCAUAAAAUGCAUGUUUGCUAAUAAAAAUUCUCUACAUAUGAAUGUAUAUCCAUAAAUUCAUUGAUUUCUUGACAGUUUGGUGUGUUCUCCUUUGUUUUCAAAGGACAUUUUGCACAUUUCCUGUAGAAAAAUUAUGACACUGAUAGAUUUCCAUAGAGUUACGAUUGAUUGGAUCAAUUGUAACUCUUUGUAAGACGGGGCCCUGGUCUCCUUUCACCCUCUUUCUGUAAUCUUUUAUUCUCAUGAACCAUUAUGAUGUAGUUAUGUGUGAUUUGUAGAUCAAAUUGUCUGAAAACCAUCUCCAAAUGUGAGAAAAGAAAUAAAAAGAAGAUAUAUGGAAAACAUAUGAAAAUCAUGGUUUAUGUGAAAUCACAAGUGAUUUGUCUGUUACUUAAAGUGCAUGUGUAUGCUGAAUAUGAAAGAAAUGAAUAAAUGAAAUGCUGAAAUGAAA
This is a messenger RNA of Lytechinus pictus (painted urchin), 10043 nucleotides long. Its product is annotated as girdin-like. The transcript is spliced from 24 exons. Bases 6 to 5264 code for a protein of 1752 amino acids. Gene Ontology annotation, molecular function: microtubule binding; dynein light intermediate chain binding. NCBI's taxonomy places the organism in Eukaryota, Metazoa, Echinodermata, Echinoidea, Temnopleuroida, Toxopneustidae. The record is from RefSeq and is a predicted model, not a curated record. Gene Ontology annotation, cellular component: centrosome; cytoplasm. Gene Ontology annotation, biological process: cytoplasmic microtubule organization; cytoskeleton-dependent intracellular transport.